Phlebotomus papatasi is the source of this 4210-nucleotide messenger RNA. RefSeq names its product CUGBP Elav-like family member 1. Gene Ontology annotation, biological process: mRNA splice site recognition; regulation of alternative mRNA splicing, via spliceosome. The record is from RefSeq and is a predicted model, not a curated record. The coding region runs from base 2142 to 3776 and encodes 544 amino acids. Lineage: Eukaryota; Metazoa; Arthropoda; Insecta; Diptera; Psychodidae. The transcript has 10 exons. Gene Ontology annotation, cellular component: ribonucleoprotein complex; nucleus; cytoplasm. Gene Ontology annotation, molecular function: mRNA 3'-UTR binding.
CUUUUGUAUGAUGCAGGAUGGCUCAUAUAAAUUUAGAAAAAGUUUUCCAUCGUUUUCACAUGGAGGUUGGUCACCAACGCUAAGACGGCGGUGGCCACUAUUACUCAAACAUAAAAUAUUUGUGUUCUGCAUCCCUGAAACAUGCUUUCAAGAGGACUAGCUCAAUAACGGUUAUGUAUCAAUACAUUGGAAUUGAAAUUGAAAUAAUUGUAAGCCCUAGAUCGCUUAUUAAAUCGCUUAUUUAUUUGGACUUAAUUUAGCCACAAUUGUAUUUAGGGUGAAGUAUAAUUGUAUUUUUUUCGUGAAUGAAAAAACAUUUUAAAUUUGCGCUCUAUUCUUUACAGUAUACAAAGACAGUGAUAAAUAUUUAAGCAGUCCUAUCCAAAGGCUUUUGUGAUGAUAUGAUAACCAUUUAAUGAUAGCCUUUAAAAGUAGAGACAGUCCUUUUAAUUUCGCUAUAAAGAAAGCUGAAGGAUUUAUAUAAAAUAUUUAGAGUUAAAAUUGAAGAUCGUUAUCGAGGAAUAGGAAAUUGGCUUGGAAAUUGGUUUUCAAAGUUUUUUUUUAAUAUUUAGUUCAUAAAAUUACCAAUUACGAUACUCUCUGAAUAAUGCGUCGGUAUAUUUAGAUGAGAAUGAGCAGUCUAAAUGAUCAUUUCAAUUAAUCUCUUAUGGCAUUUCAAGUCUCGAAAAUUCUUCUAAACUGCCGCUAGAUAUUUUAAUACAGGCACCCUGUAUAUUAACAUGUUUGUUUAUUUGUUUACUUAUUUAUAUUUAUGUAAGUCAAACUAUUACAUCCUGUGCAACUUUUCCUGUCUAUGUAUAUAUACGAAAUAUGUUUGACUUUGGCGAAACAAUUCGGCUUGAUACCACAAAAUUAGCAUUUAGUGUUUGAACAGUCUAAAUUUCAACACCAUCCAUCAAUAUUUUGGUGAUGAUUUUAAUUUCUGAGUAAAUAAAUGUAAAGUUACAGACUUAUUGUAGUGGAUUUCGGGGUUUUGCGAAUAGGAAGUGCCCGAGGAUGGGGGAAGAUAGUUGUGAUUUUGCUAUAUAUGAACUAUAUAUAGCUGAAUGAUUCGGCGGUAUCCAUUGUGAUGUUGUAUGAAUUAAUAUUCGGUGGGCUACCGUUGCAAAUUUACAGUGUAACACCUACAAUGUGAUUGUGUAAUAUAAGUUUAUUAAUGGUUGGUGAGAUUUUGAUUAGGGCGCAGUCGCAACAUUGGGAUUUCGCGCAAUAUUCGGAAUUCGACGAUGUGAUGCAUUUACUACCGUGUAAGUGUCACACUCUUAGUAAAGCCUGGAGUGUUCAGUUUCCUUGCCAGGACGCUGUCGUUCAACCUCGCAGCGACUACAGAACACUUUCACCGCUUGUAAUCUUUUUUCAAGAACCUGCAAAUUUAUCAGACAGUGUAUCGUGAGGCAUCACUCGUAAUGGACUCUGUCGGACAACAAGAAAAAAUUCUAUUGAGAACUAUUGCAGUAAUUUCAGAGGGAAAAAUCUUCUGCCUGUGACUGUGUUAGAAUAUUCGCGAAAUGAGGAGAAAUAGGACACCUCAAUCAAAUUAUCGAGACUGUUUUUUUUUGUACGGAGGCAGGAGUUUUAGGAUAAACGAAUAAAAAAACACAGACUCGACGGCAUAAACUAUUUCGAGUGAAAGUGCAAAAUGAUUGGAUAUUGCUAAACCUAGCAAUUUGUACAUCUGGCUCAAUUAAAUUGUCCAGAUUUAUUGAUUGAAAAUGAGUUCAAUUGAGUGUAAAACAAAUGUGUCCCCUGAAUUCAAUAAAAAGAGGUGAACAAUUCCGUGUUUCUGAAAUAAUCAUGUUACACAUUGUUAAGUGAAUUAUCGUCGUCACAAUUUCUACGUUUUUUUUUCUCGUGAUAAUACCCGUGAUACAAAUGCAACUUUUCACAUUGCAAUGAAAACCUGUGGAUAGUGUUAUUAAUCAUAUUUGUAGUCCACCACUUUGGAACUAAGACAUAAAGAAAAAUAUGUGAAUAUUGUAACUUUUCGUGCUGUAACGAAAAAAAAAACACAAGGAGAAAAUAACUUUCGUGUCACACAUAAUCAUUCAAGUUCACAAGUUCAAUGGAAAAGCAACGCCGUAUAAGAGAACCCAUUGAAAUCUACCUCAGCAAUUAGUUAAAUGGAAAUGUUGAGUUCAUUGGAUGCUCUGGCGGGAAAGAUCUCUCCUGGAUCAGGAAAAAACAGUCCAAAUCAGCAGCAGGUGGACAACAAUGCCAACAAGAUAAUCCCCAAUAUUCAUCCAUAUUCAAAGCAGGAGCAAGCCCAUGCGAGAGACCAUGGUAAUAUGAACAAUGGCGGCAAUUCCAACAACAAUAACAUCUCAAUUGCCAACAAUAACUACGGACUGUCUGACAAGGACUUUUCAACUGAGAGUCAACCGAGCGAGCAACCAGAUCCCGAUUACAUUAAGAUGUUUGUUGGACAAGUACCCAAGACUAUGGAUGAAAAUCAACUAAGAGAGAUGUUUGAGGAGUUCGGAAGAGUUCAUUCAAUUAAUGUUCUUCGUGAUAAAGUUACGGGUGUGAGUAAAGGGUGCUGUUUUGUGACGUUCUUCACCCGAAAAGCUGCUCUCAAAGCACAAGAUGCACUCCAUAAUGUGAAAACACUUGUUGGGAUGCAUCAUCCUAUUCAGAUGAAGCCAGCUGACAGUGAAAAUAGAAAUGAGCGGAAACUAUUUGUCGGAAUGCUAAAUAAGAAGCUGAAUGAGGACGAUGUGAGACAAAUCUUUGAUCAACAUGGCAAAAUUGAGGAGUGUACUGUGCUGCGGGACCAGAAUAAACAAAGUAAAGGUUGUGCCUUUGUCACAUUUGCCACAAAACAAUCCGCAAUUUGCGCUAUAAAGGCUUUGCACCAAAGUCAAACAAUGGACGGAUGCUCAGCACCUCUCGUGGUGAAAUUUGCAGAUACGCAGAAGGAGAAGGAACAGAAGAAGAUUCAACAGAUGCAGGCUAAUCUGUGGAAUAUUGCUGCUGCAAAUAUCAACAUCCCACUAACGCAGGCACCCACAACUGUGACUCCACCAAUUUUGCAUAAUCCACCACAGGCUCAGAGUGCCCUGGCCCCUGAUACCAUUUCACCAGCAUCCCUGCAACUCCUGCAGCAAUUGCAGACGGUUGGCCUUCAGCAGCAACUUAUACAAGCCGGUGAAGCUCAUCUUGUUCAGCAGAAACUCAACUAUCUCGCGGGACUACCGACUCAGCCUGAGACUACAGUCACAACAGGACUACUACCAUCGAUGACCGUGCAAAAUUUGGCUGCACUUGCCGCAAUUUCGCAGCCUUCCCUCACCCCAACGCAGCAUAAUCCCACUGGACAUUUGACUAAUGCAGCAGCAUUGCUAUGGGCUGAUCCAUCAUCCUUAGCGACACCCUUUGUCUCAACGGGGAUUUCUCAAUUUGGCGGAGGAGGCAUAAGUAGUCCCCUGUCGAGCAUCGCAAUCACCUCAGCUGCGGCUACUGCAGCAGCCGGAAAGCAAAUUGAAGGACCUGAAGGAUGCAACUUAUUCAUCUAUCACUUGCCCCAAGAAUUCACAGAUACUGAUCUAGCAUCGACUUUUUUGCCAUUCGGCAAAGUGAUAUCGGCUAAAGUUUUCAUUGAUAAGCAGACAAAUUUGUCAAAAUGUUUUGGUUUUGUGUCAUUUGAUAGUGCUGAAGCUGCCCAUGCGGCCAUCAAAGCCAUGCAUGGCUUUCAGAUUGGCACGAAGCGUCUCAAAGUACAACUGAAGAAACCGAAAGAUGCAUCCAAGCCCUAUUAGUCAAUGAUGGUCGUCUGGAUAUAAGAAAGAAAAAAAAACUCAAUAGAAAUUGAGUUUAAUCGUGAAUGAAGAAGCGUCUUUUGUAUUUACAUUAAAAGACAAUGAAUGUAGAAUUGAGAGACAGUUUAAGGAGGAGAUGUUGUAUUUUUUAAAUGGAUUUUUGAACAUAUAUUUCAGAAAAUGUGAAGUAAAAAAAUGAAAUAUCGUCAUUAUCGUAAAAUUUGCCAAAAUAUUCAUUUAAAUUCAAUUUGUAUUUUGUUUCCUAUAUGCGUUACAUGGAUUAUACAAUUUUUUAUAAUGAUUUAGAAGAGUUUUCCGUUACAUUCUGUAUUUUCACCAUAUUUUUUUAAUUUGGAAUUACUGUCGAAGAGAAAUUGUAAAACGUUGAAAUCCUACCAGUGAAUUAUUCACUAAAAAAGUUGAAAUGAAUUGAA